Clonostachys byssicola is the source of this 2868-nucleotide messenger RNA. NCBI's taxonomy places the organism in Eukaryota, Fungi, Ascomycota, Sordariomycetes, Hypocreales, Bionectriaceae. The record is from the annotation of a GenBank genome assembly.
AUGAGCAGGCGAGUCAUUGUGACCGGCGGAUCCGGCAAGGCUGGCCGCCAUAUAAUACAAUAUUUGUUAGACCAGGGACAUCAUGUGCUUAACCUCGACCUUGCACCCUUACCAGGCGACCUUGGCAACCAAGUACAUACGCUCAAAGUCGAUCUCACCGAUGGGGGCCAGGUCUAUAGCUCAAUUUUGUCUCACUUUAAAUUGACAGAACCGUUCAGCGAGCCAGUCAAUAGUCCUCCCGAUGCAGUUAUACAUCUCGCAGGCAUCGCAAGAAACAUGCUGGUCCCAGACAUUGAGACCUACAGAGUAAACACCAGUAGCGCUUUCAAUAUUAUCGAAGCCUCCUGCAGGCUUGGGGUCAAGAAAAUCAUUCUGGCGAGUACGGUAUGCACAUAUGGGGUCACUUAUGCGGAGGGCGAUGUCGAUUUUCCGUCAUUCCCCGUUGAUGAGGAUAUUGAUGUCAACCCCAUGGAUGUCUACGCCCUUUCCAAGGUCUGUUGCGAGAAAGUCGGCCGCAGCUUUGCGAGAAGAUUUGGCAUCGAUAUCUAUGCCCUUCGAAUUGGCGCGGUGAUAGCCCCUGACGAGUAUGAAAAAUCAUUUCAAGGCUAUGUAAACGACCCUUCAAAAUGGAAAGCGCACGGUUGGUCUUACACAGACGCUCGUGAUCUGGGCAAAAUGUGUUCCUUGGCCAUCGGUACGGAUGGAUUGGGCUUCCAGAUAUUCAAUGCGACAAACGACCACAUCACAAAUAUGAGAAAUACGUCCGAGUUUUUAAGGGAACAGUGUCCAAACACACCAUUUACCAGAGAAAUGGAGCCAAGAGAAGCACCUAUGAGCAACCAAAAAAUCAAGAGGCUGCUAGGCUUUGAACAAGAUCACGAGUGGACAAAGCCCACGAAUCGACGGAUAAAGGAACUCGAAGAUGAAAAUCAACGGCUUCGUCAGCUCCUCCAAGAGGCCCGGAAAGAUGGGCAAGAAACCAAUGUCAACAGCGCCCACUCAUCGUCAAGUGCACAGGUCGCCGUAGAAUCUACGCAGAGGCAGUGGUCGGCUGAAGAUAGCCUAGAGCCCCCAACAGGCUCUGCCAGAGACGAACUGGCUUCAGAGACUUCACCAAGUCUGCUUGCUGAAGCUCCACAGAUGAAUCAAGCGAGCUACCAUGGACCGACUAGUGUUUUAUUCGAUAAUUUAUCACGACUGAAUGUGAAGGGGACUGACGAAGACUUUCCUACGAGCGAUUCCAACAACAUCAGGUGUAUGUUAGUUGCAGAGUCGGCCAGACAGCGCCAACUUGAAACGGUGAAUUUCGCCACAGGAGCUCUCGAUUUUGACGGCGUAGAGCCCUCUCUUGGCAUGGAAUUACUCUCCAUCUACUGGACACGACAGCCCCAUGCAGGUUUAAUCGUCUAUCGGACAGUGUUCAUGCGAGAUAUGGCUUGUGGAGGGCCCUAUUUCUCUAAGCUACUCCUAAAUGCUAUGUACUACUCGGCUUCAAAGCAUUGUUCCUCAACAGCUAUUCGCCAUGAAGCAAAAGACAUCAACACAGCUGGGUGGUCCUUCCGGCAGCGCUUCACGGAAAUUCUGCGAGAUCAAUUCGAUCAAAGCCGAAUUACCAGCAUUCAGGCGCUCCUAAUAAUGUCAAGCUCGCUUUUUUCCCGCUGUGAUGAAAGAAGUGUCUCCUGGUUGUAUGCAGGGAAUGCAUUCAAUAUGCUCAUCGAUAUGGGCAUCCACGUGCGGCGAGGGACGUCUCGAUCAAUGAACUCAGAGGAGCUAGAAGUAAGGAGAAGAGUAUUUUGGGGUGCAUUCUUAAUAGACAAAUUGCUGUGUCUCUAUCAAGGCAGGCAUCCAAAUCUUCGCCUAUCAGAUUCAAAUAUCCCGCUGGUAUUCUAUGACGACUACGAGGAGCUCGAGCAUUUCAACCCGAUCUCAUUUUGUGCCGCAGGAGAGCCCUCUGUGUUGCCAUCCUACAAUCUUUCUCUCUUGGAGCAUUUAUGCCGCCUCAGUAUCGUCAUGGAGAGAAUCCACUCUCAGGUUUAUUCCACGAGCCAUUCUACACAGCCCUCGGAUCACCUCCCAAAUGAUAUCAAGUUACUGCAAUUAGAACUCGAGGAGUGGAGACGAGAAUUGCCUCCUCAGCUCGACUUUGUAUCUUGCAAAGCAAAACUGAAACCACUGCCCUAUAACCUGGCAAUGUUAGCUACCUAUAAUCUGCUUGUCAUACUAGUCUUCCGUCUACUCCUCUCCCACACCGGACCUUCACCAGGGUCACUCGAGAAUGAGGCACUUGUGACCUGCUGUCGAGCAGCCUCCGAGAUCAGCCAAAUUCUUCAAAUACACGAAAAGUUAUACAUUCUUGGGAGUGAGACUUUUGUGUUAUGUUAUGCGGCUCAUAUCAGCGCGACCAUACAUAUCCAUGUCCUAGCUCACCACGGCAAUCAGUUUGGCCAUCGAGAAGCGCUUUCGGUGUGUCUUGGGGCAUUGGAUAGACACAAGGCGGUAUACUCGUCCGCAAGGAGGGCCAGAGAAAUUCUUCAUCGGCUAAUGGCAGAUAUGGGAGUCAGCGUUGAAGCAGACGCUGUUGUAUCACCAGCAGUCGCCCUACCAAGAACAACUGGUAGUCUGUCGGUGUUGGGUGAUACCCCAGGCUGGCAAGGAAGAAAUGAUGGAGAUGAUCACUCUCCUAGUCUAUCCACACUACUUGAACCCCAUGGAGAGUUGGGCUUUCCAGACUUCGACGCGACUAGCAUUAUGGAGAAUUUGCGGGGGACGUCGGGCAUUUCCGAAAGUUGGUUCAAUGUGUCAGAGCAAACAAUGCUCUGGGAUGUUUAUGAUGACGGAUUUCAGUCAACGUGGGACGUAGAAAAUUGA